GCGUUGCCCGGCAUGAGAAGCGCGGCUGUCUUUAUUUGCUGCCGUGUGGCGGGUGAUGGCUGACACCACCGCUGCUAGCUAGGCAAUACUGUACGAGCAACGGGGUUCUCGUGUUUAUUAACUGCUGGAGCUCAACAUCUACCGGGCCUUUAGUUACCGCCUGCUACCGCGUAGCACAAGCGUCCCUGUACCCACAUUAGUUACUUUUGCUCCGGUAUAAGUACAACGCAGCCUGCAGCUCGCUCUGAGCCAACACUCUGACCGACACAUACAUUGCCCCAACCAAGCCUUGCCGCACUAUGGCGACCCAAAUCAUCGACAUCCGGGUCGACACGGCCGAAUCCGAUAUUCUGGCCCAUAUCAAAAAGGGCCUUCGCCCCGAGGCCGGUGGUGAGAAGACACUGCCCACCUUGCUACUCUACGACCAGGAAGGGCUUCGUCUGUUUGAACAAAUCACGUACGAGGAAGAGUACUACCUCACCAAUGCCGAGAUCGAAGUGCUGGAAAAAUACGCGCACGAAAUAGCCCAGCGAGUGCCCUCAGGCUCCAUUGUCGUGGAAUUGGGGAGCGGCAAUCUGAGAAAAGUCAACAUAUUGUUGCAGGCCAUGGAUCGUCUUGCCAAGGACGUUGAAUACUAUGCCGUCGACUUGUCCCUGCCCGAGCUGCAAAGAACCUUUAGCCAGAUACCCAUAGAGGGGUACAGCCACGUCAAGUGCUUCGGGCUCCACGGUACCUACGACGAUGCUCUUGAAUGGCUCAAGUCACCUGCUGUCGAGGCCAAACCCAAAACGAUCCUCUGGCUGGGCUCCAGCCUGGGCAACUUUAAGCGCCAUGAAGUGCCGCCGUUCCUAGCCGGAUUCGGCCGCGUCUUACAAACCGGUGAUACGAUGCUUAUCGGCAUCGACUCGUGCAAAGAUCCCGAACGUGUCUUCCACGCCUACAACGACCGCAACGGUGUGACGCAUAAGUUCAUUCUCAACGGACUCAAACACGCAAACGCUCUCAUGGGUGACAGAACCUUCAACAUGGACGACUGGGAAAUCAUUGGUGAGUACGACGUCAAGGCCGGCAGGCACCAUGCUUUUGUAGCCCCGCGCAAGGACGUGGUUGUCGAUGGUGUCACAGUCAAGCAGGGGGAGAGGAUCAGGAUCGAGGAGAGCUACAAGUACAGCCACAAGGAGGCGAAGAAGCUCUGGGAACUGGCCCGCCUCUCCGAGAGUGCAGUGUGGGCUAAUUCAAUGGGUGAUUACGGUCUGCAUCUCGUUUCCAAGCCCGCGUUUUUCUUCCCUACCAACCCAGAAGAGUAUGCAGCCAGCCCCGUACCGUCCCUUGCCGAGUGGCAGGAGCUGUGGAAAUCCUGGGAUGCCGUCUCGAAGCAGAUGAUCCCCGAGGCAGAGCUGCUUUCCAAGCCAAUCAAACUCCGCAACGAGUGUAUCUUCUACCUAGGGCAUAUCCCCACAUUUCUCGAUAUCCACAUUGCUCGUGCCACAGACGGCCAGCCCACGGAGCCAGCCUAUUUCUGGAAGAUAUUCGAGCGCGGUGUGGAUCCCGAUGUUGAUAACCCAACGCAAUGCCAUGCCCACUCAGAGGUGCCUGAAGAGUGGCCGGCCGUGAAGACCAUCUUGGAAUAUCAACAGACGAUUCGAAAGAAUACAGAAGCGCUCUACCAGUCUGGAGAAGCAGAGAACAAUGUUCGCGUUUCGCGUGGAUUGUGGAUAGCCUUUGAGCACGAGGCGAUGCAUCUGGAGACCCUACUCUACAUGCUUAUUCAGAGUGACAAGAUUCUGCCGCCUCCAGGCACCAAAGUGCCAGACUUUGCGGCUUAUGCGGCACACUCAGAUGUGCUGGCGGUUGAGAAUCAGUGGUUCACAAUUCCGGAGUCUGAUAUUGACAUCGGCCUAGACGACCCGGAGAAUGAUUUCAAAACCAAGCGAUAUUUUGGAUGGGACAACGAGAGGCCUCGUCGCUCAGCACACGUGAAAGCGUUCCGUUCAAAGGCCCGCCCUAUCACCAAUGGAGAGUAUGCCACAUACUUGUUCCAGACUGGCAAGAAAGAAAUACCCGCAUCCUGGAGUGAAACGUCGUAUUCCAACGCAAACGGCACAACCAUGACCAAGAGAGAUAGCGUCAUCAAUGGUCAUGCAAAUGGCGACAGUGAUCCCUCUUACAGCAUGAUCGAAGGCAAGUUCGUGCGCACUGUAUACGGUACCGUGCCUUUGAGGUUUGCAAUGGGCUGGCCUGUUGUCGCAUCCUAUGAAGAACUUGCCGGUUGCGCACGAUGGAUGGGCGGUCGCAUCCCUACAAUGGAGGAGGCACGAAGCAUCUACGCCUAUGUCGACCGCAUGAAGCCAGAGUUUGAGAAGUCGCUCGGGAACACGAUCCCAGCAGUCAACGGUCACCUGAUCAACGAGGGUGUAUUCGAGACACCGCCAUCACCCCAUUUGUCCAACGGCAACUCUGGUGCAGCGACAAGUCUCAACCCACACGAUCUCUUCAUUGACCUUGAGGGGGCCAAUAUGGGCUUCAAGCACUGGCACCCAGUCUCGGUGGCCGAUAAGGGCAACAAGCUCUGCGGGCAAUAUGACCUGGGCGGUGUCUGGGAGUGGACUAGCACUGUACUGGAGAAGCAUGAAGGCUUUGAGCCGAUGGAAUUGUACCCAGGUUAUACAGCCGAUUUCUUUGACGGUAAACACAACGUGACGCUGGGUGGAUCUUGGGCGACGCACCCGCGCCUUGCUGGGCGUAAGACGUUCAUCAACUGGUACCAGCGCAACUAUCCCUAUGUCUGGGCCAGUGCCCGCAUUGUGGCGGACCUCUAGCGGAGGACUGGAUCACGUGAUUCUUCGGUCGUUGCGUUUGCACUCUCCUACUCGGGCAAAGCGGUGGCGCAUCGACGCGAAUCAUCGCGGCUCACCACAGCAACGCGGCAAACCGUUUCUUUGAGUCUGCGAAUGUACGGGCGCUGUGAUCAAUGUUUAUCCGCCCAUUCACUGUCCCUUCAGUGUGCUUCUUGCUGUUGUUGCUUCUUUCACCUCGUAGCCCCCUCGCUCUUUCUACACACUGCUUCUGUUAUGUAGUUUUGGCCAGUAACCAAAUAUGCAACCAACCACAA
Molecule: messenger RNA, 3112 nt
Organism: Exserohilum turcica Et28A
Lineage: Eukaryota; Fungi; Ascomycota; Dothideomycetes; Pleosporales; Pleosporaceae
Exons: 11
Coding region: 300-2819 (839 amino acids)
Source: RefSeq, a predicted model, not a curated record